Messenger RNA from Triticum dicoccoides, 1676 nucleotides. RefSeq lists its product as uncharacterized. The transcript has 7 exons. Bases 49 to 1506 code for a protein of 485 amino acids. The record is from RefSeq and is a predicted model, not a curated record. NCBI's taxonomy places the organism in Eukaryota, Viridiplantae, Streptophyta, Magnoliopsida, Poales, Poaceae.
GGAAAAAUCGAAGCCCUAACGUCGCCGCCGCCCCCGCCCUUGCCCCUCAUGCCCCCGCGCGUGCCGCCCCGCUUGCCGCCAGGCCGUCGCCGCCGCUACGACCACCACUCGGCUCCCACCACCUACCCGCCGCCUCCGCCGUCUCCCAUACCGCCCGGAUACCGCCGCUCCGAUGGACACGGAUUUGAAGGCGAAGUCGACUCCGACCGCUGGACGAGGCCCCGCGACGGAUUUGAAGGCGGGCAGCCACGAGUCGAGGUCGACUCCAACCUCCGGACGCCCGCACACCGCCGCCACCACCCGGCUCCCUCCGCUCCCUUCGCUCCCGUGCAAAGAAACACCUACCCGCCGCCUGUCAUGCCGACCGGACGCCGCCCUGACGGAUCUGAAGGCGGGUCGCGACAACUCGAAGUCGACCCCGACCCCCGGACGAGGCCCCGUGACGGAUCGGAAGGUGGGCCGCCACGACUCGAAGUCGACUCCGACCUCCGGACGACGAACCGUCAUCUGUCCCGUGCGCAAUACAUUGAAGAAUUACUCGAUAAAGCCCAGCUGCCUCAACGGCGCGAGGUCACGGACCAGACAGUGAGUGGUACCGAUGCAAUAUUCCCACCAUCACGCCCCGUCUUUGCACUCAGCCCUACUCGCCUGACUAUCAAAUAUUAUGUCAGAGUUGAUAUGUGUGGUUUUUUCCACACAUAUCCUACUCUGUCCGGGCCAUUUCAGAGCUUACAGGAGGUCCAAGAUGCUAUCAACUCUGAGCAUGCUAAACAGUGUGAAAUGAUGUGCAUGGAUGGGCUUUCCAUGAUUGAAAGGAAAGUACGCCGUGCCCUUUACUGGCCUGAUGGCAUAAGGAGAAAUACUUUGGAAGCGCAAGCUUUUGAGAAGAGCCGUAGGCCUGAAGUAUGGAUGCUUAAAGCAUUACUGGACAAGUACAAUGAUGAUAACAAUCUGUCAGAGGAUAUUGCAUAUGAACUCGUAGACAUUCUAUGUGCUAAAGCAAUUCGUGAGCCAAAAGGUUCCCUAUAUAGGUUUUAUUAUCAUAUCAACUUGAUGAUAAAGACUAAAGGGGAUGAUGAUGAUCUUGGCAAUCUUUUCUUUGCUGAAGUAACACGUAAGGAUCACAAAGAUUACGCCCUCAGCCGUAUCUGCAUGCUUCAGUCUGAUGAUAAUGGUCAAUGCUAUGGUUGUACCUGUACUGGGCGUGUUGAUAUGAAACAUCCCAGUGAUGAAAACUACAGGCAUGGUGAUCCGAACACACCUUUGCCAUGCAUGGGUUUCAUCAAUGCAGAUCUUCUAACCAGUAUGUCAGAGUGGACUGCUAUAUAUAACGAAGAUGAGCUGAAAGCACAAGAGGAUAGGGUGAGGCUUGAAUGCAAGAUGCUUUAUGAUCCGGAUUCAGCAAGAGGCAAGGAAGAUACUGAUGAAGACUUUGAUGGCCAGAGAAGGACGGCGAAAUAUGUUGUACCAUCUAGGCGCUUACUAAUUUCGGGCGGUGGUGUGUGAUGCGCUACCCAUUUGCUUAUAUUAUUUAAGUUAUACAUUGACAAGAAACGAUAUAACUGUAUAAUCUGCUAGUUAUUUGCAGCUUUGGCUGAUUUGAAUAUGUGAGUGUUCUAUACUUUGAUAGAAAAAUCAACCCAAUCAAUCACCGGCUGUGGUGUUAUGGUGUGUGA